GCACGUCGUUCAUCCUUACAACGCAUAUUUGUCGUCUUCUCCUUCUUUUCUCUUUUAAAGCAUCAAACGAUCGACGGUAAACCCCCGUGGUGUAUCCUUGCCGCCACGUCGAAGAUUACUUGAUAUCCUAACCGUAGCAGUGAACUAGUCUUUGCAUCAAAACACAUCUACAAGCAAAAAUCCCUCUCACGUCCUCGACAGCAACAACAGCAGCCGCAUCGAAGAACCGAUAGCAGAAGAGUACAAAUGUCGACCCCGAUUCGUGUGACGGUGGAGGCGCCCAUCAACAUUGCCUUCAUCAAGUACUGGGGUAAGCGCGAGGGCGGCGAGGAGCUGAUCCUCCCUACCAACGACUCCUUCAGCAUCACGCUGUCGACGAAGCCUUUCCGCUCCAAGACGUCGGUGGUGCUGUGUGGCGAUCUGGCUGAGGACGAGCUGUGGUUGAACGGAGUGAAGAGCAACAUCCAGGAGACACCCCGCAUCCAGUCGGUGCUGAAGUGCAUCCGUGCGAACUGCCCGGCGGAGCGGGCGCCCUUGAAGGCGUACAUCGUCUCCGAGAACAACUUCCCCACCGCAGCCGGCAUGGCGUCGUCGGCCAGCGGCUACUGCGCCCUCUCCGCCGCCCUCGUGAAGGCAUUCGACGCGACGGUGGAUGUGUCGAUGUUGGCCCGCCUCGGCUCCGGCAGCGCGUGCCGCAGCGCCUACGGUGGCUUUGUGAUUUGGCACAAGGGCGAGAAGGCCGACGGCACCGACUGCCUUGCAACGCAGUUUGUUGACGAGAAGUACUGGCCCGAGGUGCAGGUGAUGUGUGCGGUGUUGAAGGGGGAGAAGAAGGACGUGUCGAGCACUUCUGGCAUGCAGCAAUCUCUCAAGACGUCGCCCAUGAUGCCGGAACGCAUCGCCACGGUGGUGCCGCAGCGCAUGGCAGCGGUGAAGGAGGCCAUCCAGAAGCGAGACUUCAACGCGUUCGCGGAGAUCGCCAUGAAGGACUCGGAUGAUCUGCAGGAGGUCUGCCGCACGACGGAGCCGCGCAUCCAGUACGCGACGGAGGACAGCUACGCGAUGAUUCGCCUCAUUCGUGCCUUCAACGCCAAGAAGGGCCACAACGUGAUGGCCUACACCUUCGACGCCGGCGCGAACUGUUUUAUGUUCACGCUGCGGAAGGACCUCCCCGAGGUGGUGGCGAUGCUGCGGGCACACUUCCCCACCACGUGGGAGCAAAUGUUUUUCCACGACGCGGCGUUGUUAGACGAGUGCAGGAAGUUCGCGCUGCCUGCCGAGUACGUGGGUCUCAUCGACUACCCUAAAAAGCCGUUUGAGAUGCUGCUGCAGUCGCCAGUUGGACAGGGCGUCGUCUACCUCGACGACUCCGAGUCGCUCAUCCCUCAUCAGGCGUAG
This is a messenger RNA of Leptomonas pyrrhocoris, 1398 nucleotides long. Its product is annotated as putative diphosphomevalonate decarboxylase. Gene Ontology annotation, biological process: isoprenoid biosynthetic process; isopentenyl diphosphate biosynthetic process, mevalonate pathway. Gene Ontology annotation, cellular component: cytosol. Gene Ontology annotation, molecular function: diphosphomevalonate decarboxylase activity; ATP binding. The transcript has a single exon. Bases 247 to 1398 code for a protein of 383 amino acids. Lineage: Eukaryota; Euglenozoa; Kinetoplastea; Trypanosomatida; Trypanosomatidae. The record is from RefSeq and is a predicted model, not a curated record.